Molecule: messenger RNA, 624 nt
Organism: Diversispora eburnea
Lineage: Eukaryota; Fungi; Glomeromycota; Glomeromycetes; Diversisporales; Diversisporaceae
Source: the annotation of a GenBank genome assembly
AUGAAAUCAUAUAUCUUUAACCUUAUUGUUCUUGUUGCUUUAUUUUCUCUUGACUUUAUUGAAGCCAAGAGAGAACCACCUAAUAAAUAUAUAACUCCUAUACAAGCAGGGAUCUGUAAAACAGCUCUCGUAAAAUCUAAUGGAACACAAAACCCAAACGGAGAAUGCUCCAGUCAAAUUCUAGGUGAUUUGCCAUCAUCUUCAAAAAUGGUUUCCACCCUCAUUGUGAGUCCUGAGAAUGGUGCUGAAAUCACUGCCAAUAAAAGAUUUAAAAUUAGAGUCGAGAUUUCCAACUUACAAACUGGUUUCUUCGCUGACCCUGCUACUGAUUACUACGAUGUACCACAAACACUUACAGAAGAUGGUAUUAUAAGAGGACAUGUUCACAUUUCCGUUCAAAAAUUGAUUGGAAAUGGAAUCCCUAAUCCAAAUUUAGUUGAGUUUUUCGAAGGUUUAAGCGAUGUAGUUGAUAAUAAAGGAGGAUUAGAAACAGAAGUUCCAGGUUUAUUCCCAGGUUUUUAUCGUCUUUGCACGAUGACUGCAUCCGAAAGUCAUCAACCUGUUGUUAUGCCUGUUGCUAGACGUGGAUCUCAAGAUGAUUGCAUCCGUUUCUCUGUUACAUAA